This is a messenger RNA of Mycena citricolor, 669 nucleotides long. The record is from the annotation of a GenBank genome assembly. Lineage: Eukaryota; Fungi; Basidiomycota; Agaricomycetes; Agaricales; Mycenaceae.
AUGCUCUCCACGCUCUUUACCAUGCUCCUCGCCGCCUUGGUGGCGAACAUCACCGUCAGCGCCUCCCCAGUGAACGGGACCGCCAUCGAAGCGCGAUCCGGCACGCGGCCCAGCCAGGGAGUGAGCAACGGGUUCUUCUACUCGUUCUGGACGGACGGUGGCGCGACCGUCUACUACACAAACGGUGCUGCAGGUCACUACGACGUGAUCUGGAGCGGGAACGGUAACUUCGUCGGCGGAAAGGGAUGGAACCCGGGCUCCCGCAGGUCGAUCACUUAUAGCGCGCAGUACUACCCCAACGGGAACAGCUACCUCUCCGUCUACGGAUGGACGACAAACCCGCUUGUCGAGUACUAUAUCACGGAGAAUUUCGGAACAUACAACCCCUCGACCGGCACCGCGCAGGUCGGCACGGUCUACUCGGACGGCUCGAACUACAAGAUCUCUCGCACCAAGCGCGUCAACGCGCCCUCGAUCUCAGGCACCGCGACCUUCGACCAGUUCUGGUCCGUCCGCGACAACCACCGCUCGUCCGGGACCGUCACCACUGCCAACCACUUCAACGCGUGGGCCGCGCAUGGCAUGCACCUCGGCAGCAACUUCAACUACCAGAUUGUGGCGACGGAGGGCUACUUCAGCAAGGGUUCUUCUCAUGUGACCGUGUCCUAG